Maylandia zebra (zebra mbuna) is the source of this 1128-nucleotide messenger RNA. It is a transcript of the gene jpt2, whose product is annotated as Jupiter microtubule associated homolog 2. NCBI's taxonomy places the organism in Eukaryota, Metazoa, Chordata, Actinopteri, Cichliformes, Cichlidae. The record is from RefSeq and is a predicted model, not a curated record. Gene Ontology annotation, cellular component: nucleus.
UUGGGUGGGCUCGAAAUUCUUCACUACGGAGUUGAGCCGGGCACGCGCAGGCAGAGGGGGGAACUCGCUCGUCGUCCAGUUGGCAAACUGACGAAGAAGUUGUCUUCGGAAACUUGAAGGGUCAAAACAGAGCCACCAUGACUUCGACUAACAUGUUUCAAGGGUUGGAUAGUGGUUCGAAACCGAGUUCAAGGGUGUUGCAGCCUCCUGGAGGUGGCUCCAGCAAUCUGUUUGGUGGCUAUGAAGAGGACUCUGCAGCAUCAAAAAGACCCAAUAAGAUGGCCUCCAAAGUUUUUGCUCCACCAGAGGAAGCCCAGAGUGCACCGAAACGCUCCAAUCCUCCAGGUGGAAAGAGUAGUGGAAUAUUUGGUGAAUCUGAGCCUGCUGCUCAACCACAGAGACCCAUGCCACCAGGUGGACCAACCAGCAACAUAUUUGGGCCUGCAGGCACGGGACCUGCCCAAAGUCCAAGCCGAAGCCACCCAAAUAAGCCAAAGGACAACCUAAGUGUGGGACCUGAACCUGAAUCACCAGUUCCUCAAGCUCCUGAAGCCAAAGCCAGCCAGCCUGAGGCGAAAGAAGAAAUUGCACCCCCAGCCGAUGCACCAGCUAAGGAAGAGCCACCCGCUGCCAUUGCCGCUGCUGUCUCGGCACCCUCGGAGCCUGAACCCACACCUUCCUCAUUUCCUGAUGACACUUCGCCGAAGAACCACGAGCCUCACCUGGGACCCAAGCCUCGCUCCCACAACAGGGUCCUCAACCCUCCUGGAGGAAAAUCUAGUGUGGUGUUCUACUGAUCAGCUGAGCGUGCCACCUCUCCGAAUUUGUGUCCAUAAACCUCUUUGUGUGCUCCCCUGUUAAUCUUCUCUCAUUCCUACACUGCUCUUUUGAUGGAAUGUGAUCUGUACACCUAAAUACAGCCCAGUUAUUGUUGUUGUUCACACCUGACGCCUGGGCUCAUAAGUUGUCCUCAAUAUCUUGCACUUUCAUCCCUCGUUUUUGACUUCCUGCCAUCUGUCUUCUCCUUGAUAUUCUUCUAUAAUGAAACAUGCAAUCAUUACAAUCACCAAUGAGUCAGCUGAAUGGUUAGCUGUCACCUUAUCACUUUAACUGUAACACAGUUUGGUU